Lutzomyia longipalpis is the source of this 1099-nucleotide messenger RNA. Its product is annotated as immunoglobulin domain-containing protein oig-4. Gene Ontology annotation, molecular function: cell-cell adhesion mediator activity. Gene Ontology annotation, biological process: dendrite self-avoidance; axon guidance; homophilic cell-cell adhesion. The record is from RefSeq and is a predicted model, not a curated record. The coding region runs from base 272 to 763 and encodes 163 amino acids. NCBI's taxonomy places the organism in Eukaryota, Metazoa, Arthropoda, Insecta, Diptera, Psychodidae. Gene Ontology annotation, cellular component: axon; plasma membrane. The transcript is spliced from 3 exons.
UCCACUUUAAUAGAAUAAACUGAUCCGUCAGUGUCAGUUAGCAGAGUGGAGUGAGAUUAAUGAGCUCUGCUCGCCAGAGGAUUGCUUUAGUUGAUUUACAACUAAAUCAGUCUUUGGCGUGCCGUUGAUGUGAAUAUUUUUGUUUGCUUAUCGAUCUUCUCAUUUUUUUUCCGGUGUUUUUAUUUUCUCUGCAAAAAGGAUCGCGAUAUUUAUUUAUUUUUUGGUUAAAUUAGUGUAUUGAAGAGACGUUAAAAAAAAAUUAAGAAGAGCCAUGAAGAGUUUGCUCAUAAUUGUGAUAUUUAUCCUCGUUGCGGGAUCAGUGAUUUAUGGUCAAAGAAUGGGUGGAUUGAGGGGUGGUCGUGGACGUGGGAGGCUCAAUUGGAAUAGUGGAAGGAUCCCAACGAAUAUCCAGCAUAGAUCACCAUCUGCAGUUACAUACUAUGACAAUAAAGAUGGGGCUAAAAUUGUCAAAUCGUCUCAUUUUGAAUUUGAUUACAUGCUCGGAAGGAAGAUAACAUUCUUCUGCAUGGCAAUUGGGAUACCACGGCCAGAGAUAACAUGGUUCAAGGAUGGUGCUGAAUUGUACCAACAUAGAUUCUUUCAGGUACACGAGUGGACAAUUGGCAAUGAUACAGUGAAAUCUAAAAUGGAGAUUGAUCCAACGACGCAAAAAGAUGCCGGUUACUAUGAGUGUCAGGCCGACAAUCAGUAUGCCAUCGAUCGUAGGGGUUUCCGCACUGACUAUGUGAUGAUUAACUACUAAUCAAUCCUCCAAAAUAUUUAAUCCCUCUUUUUUUUUUCUACAGAACAGCAGUAAUUUUAAAACAAAAAAUUGUAUUACCAAAAUAUUUUCAUGUUAAUUUUGAAAAUAUAAUAAUGUAUCAGAAUAAAGUUAAUAAUGUAAGUUUACCGAAUGAUUGAAUAAAUUAUGGAAAUUUUUUGCAUUUAAAAUUUGCCAAUCUCUCUCAGCACAUGAUAACCCAUCUGAAAGCCACGAAAUAUCCAUUUGAUACCGACAAAUACUUUUAAUUUGGAUAAAUGAAAUAGCGCAAUUUCUGUUCCCCAUGCCGCAUACAAGAGAGCUUUAUUGAACGGCGAG